Messenger RNA from Vitis vinifera (wine grape), 2161 nucleotides. Its product is annotated as probable protein phosphatase 2C 24. The record is from RefSeq and is a predicted model, not a curated record. Gene Ontology annotation, cellular component: cytosol; nucleus. Lineage: Eukaryota; Viridiplantae; Streptophyta; Magnoliopsida; Vitales; Vitaceae. Gene Ontology annotation, biological process: protein dephosphorylation. The coding region runs from base 729 to 1955 and encodes 408 amino acids. The transcript is spliced from 4 exons. Gene Ontology annotation, molecular function: protein serine/threonine phosphatase activity; cation binding.
CGCUGCCAAGAAGGAGAGUUGUCUAAAGCAACGCCUGAUCUCAAACACGUGUCCCAGAUAUUCUAUAUAAGUGUCAACGGCGUGGACCCACAUGUCAAAAUCACUCGCCUCUUACGUAGAGGCUUCUGAUUGGGCCACCACACCCCCGGAGGAACAAAAGCAGGAAUUUUAAAUCGUGGAGCAAUCUCGCAUGACUCUAUGUCGACACGUGUCGAGAAGGCUGGUCUGUAAGGCUUUUAAAACACCCCAGGACCACAUGCGUGUCAGGAAAGCAAGUUCCUUUCGUCGCGGUGUUUAAUUCUUAUUGGGCCACGUAUUGGGGGUGUGCACAAGAAGAGCCACACGUGGUGGAUAGAGAGGGAUGAGAGAGGGGGAGAUUAACGAUGGAGAUGGGUUGAUUCAGGCAGAGGACCACUACGUCAUACGAAAAUAGUACGUGUCAGUCUGCCCGUGACGGUGACGGGCAGCUGCCCUACCAUGCUCAGACUCAGAAAGAGAGAAGAAAAAGGAGAGAGCUUCUCUUUCUACGUAAGAAAAAGAGUCCAAAGAGGUGGGUUGGGUUUUAAAAGGGUCAGUUCAUGAGCGCGCGACCGUUCAUUCUCUCGCAUCCUCUGGUCCUUCAAUUUUGAAUGGAGACAGUAUCGUUGGUUUUUGGGGUUUUCAACUGUGUAGGGCAGAGAAGAGGGGUUCUGUGUUUGUGAAUUUUUUUUGGUUGGGGGGUUUUUGUAAUGGCGGAGAUCUGCUGUGGGGUUGUGAGCGAUGGGGAGACGUCCACUCAGUGCGAGCCGAGUUCGCGAGUGGCGAGGCGACGGAGAAUGGAGCUCCGGCGUUUCAAGUUCGUUGCCGGUGUGGCCCCUUCAGAGACCGAGAACGGGCAGAAGCGGCGGAAGCUGGAGGCGGCUUAUCCUUACGCCGAGGCCUGCUCGUGGAAGUGCGCCAACACCUUUGAAAACUGCGCUUCUGAAGUAGAGGGCAGUUGUUUGCAGUCGGAACAUGGAGGCUCCGACAAGGAGCAUCCUCAGACGAGUUUUCAGGCGGAUCUCCAGAUGGAGAAUGAGUAUACGAAGUUCGGCAUAGCAUCGGUAUGUGGGAGGAGAAGAGACAUGGAAGACGCCGUCGCCGUGCACCCUUCCUUCCUCCGGCAACACCACCAAACCACGAAUGGCUCGCACUACUUCGGAGUUUAUGAUGGUCACGGCUGUUCGCAUGUGGCGAUGAACUGCAGAGAUCGAAUGCAUGAACUGGUGAGAGAAGAGCUAGAGAACAAGGACACGUGUACGGAGUCAGGUUGGAAGAAUGCGAUGGAGCGAAGCUUCAGUCGCAUGGACAAGGAAGUGAAUGCACGGAAUAUAGGAGCAUCAGGAGCCGUUUGCAGGUGCGAGCUUCAAACACCUGAGUGCGAUGCCGUAGGAUCCACAGCCGUAGUCGCAAUAGUCACACCGGAGAAGAUCGUCGUCGCCAACUGCGGCGACUCCCGCGCGGUUCUCUGCCGCAACGGCAAGGCGAUCCCUCUCUCCUCCGAUCACAAGCCGGACCGCCCCGACGAACUUCAGCGGAUCCAGUCGGCCGGUGGGCGUGUCAUAUUCUGGGACGGACCUAGGGUUCUGGGAGUCCUCGCCAUGUCAAGAGCCAUAGGCGAUAACUACUUAAAGCCCUUCGUGAGCUGCGAGCCGGAGGUGACGAUCACGGAACGAUCGGCGGAGGACGAGUGUCUGAUACUGGCGAGCGACGGUCUGUGGGACGUGGUGUCGAACGAGACAGCGUGCGGCGUGGCGCGAAUGUGCCUGAAGGGGAAGGUACCGGAGGGUGUGGAAGGGGCGGAGAAUGAGGGGGAAGGGGAGGCUUGGGACAAGGCGUGCUCCGACGCCUCCAUGCUGCUGACAAAGCUGGCCUUGGCUAGGCACACCGCGGACAACGUGAGCGUGGUGGUGGUGGAUCUUAGGAAGGACACGUAGACACCCAUUCCUCUUUUUUUCUUUUUUCUUUUUUCCUUUUUGGGUAAAUGAUGUUUGGGUCUUUUUUUUUUAAUUUUUGUCCUGUAAGGACGGUGAUGGAGUCCUUGUCUUGAGGGAAAAUGAAAAAGCGGAAACUGAAAUGGGAAAUGGGAAUACAAACACACAAAAUGCAGCCCAGCCUUUUUCAUGCUGGUUUUUUCAUCAUA